UAUCAUAUAUGCUAAAUGUUGAUUAAAUAAAGUUACUAAUUAUUUUGGAGAAAUGCAGUGACAUUUUUGGACAAACAAGUUCUUCUCUGACUGUCAGCAUUGGAAGUUUUCUGUCAUUAUUUACUGAACAUUGACUCAGUGGUAGACAUGAUUCAUUUUAUACCUUUCGAAGAAUACCUAUUCAAUUAUUGCAAUUUCGCUAUUACUCGCAACUGCCGCUGUCCUCAAAUAUCUAAAAAUCUCAUCAGGGAAUUCUGCCAAGUCGAUGCCGUGAUGCAAAACAGUCCUCUGAACAACGAACAAGUUGACGAACUUAUGUUGAGACGCUAAAGUGAAGGAAAUAAGCAAAAAUCUUCAUAUCCAUCAGAGAGUGUUAUAAAGAUAGAAUGUUAUCAAGAAGUAAAGGUAAAGAUUCUUAUAAUAGUCAAUCUGCAUCUCAGAACAAUUGUUAAGUCAAUUCAGUGGAAUAGAAACAUAUCUGGUUUGUUUGACUUGUCGAAUAAUUUUGAAUGCGCGUUUCGGAAUGGCAUAGUAAAUCAAUUCAGUGGAACUCUCUAAAUCUAAAUCAGCGAUAAGUAUGACACUAUUCUAAUUAGAGUAUAUGCGCUGUGAAUAAGUGAAAUUUCACUAAAUAAUCAGUGACGUUUCACUGAUUAAUUAGCGCAUAUGUGACCGCGUCUGAGAAAAGGAACCUUAUGACCAAAAAAAUCGAUUUUUAGAUUUAGACGGUUUCUUACAUUUUAAUGUCCUUAAAAUUUAAUGCAAUAAAUUAGUCUCGGGUUAACAAAUUUUUUUUUGCAAUUGUUUAAACAAAUUUAAUAAAAAAAAUUUUUUUCACUUCAAAAUAAUUUUUCAAUAAAAAUAUAUUUUUUUAUGACGAAAAUGACUAUAGAUAUAUUUGCUUAAAAUCAGUAAUUUGGAUGAAAAACUUUAAAUUAAUUUUACUCGAAAAGUUGAGUUUGGUUGUAAGGUCCCUUUUCUCAGACGCUAUACUUUCUCAUUCUUCUGAAACGCGCCUUUCAUAUUUUUGUAAAGUCAAUUCAGUUCUCAUGAAAUAGAGCUCCGAGGCAAAUUCACCUAUUAAGAAAAAUACAACUUUUGAAUUAUUUUCAAUUCUCCGCUUCUUACCGGGUAACGAAACACUUCAUUAUAAUUUUUAAAGAAAUCGUAGGAUUUACUCCAACCGAAAAUUGUUACAAAAGAUUAGUAAAGUAUCUUAAAGAGAAAUUUAAGUAAUGGGAUAGGAACUAAUUCACAAUUCCCGUCAAGUUUUCGAAGUGUCUUCUUUUUAAAAUAACAGUCAAUAGUUUAUAAGUAGGAAUAUAGUGAAAUAGAAAAAAGUGUAUAAAACAAAACAUUCGAAAAUUUUUACAAAAUGAAUCUGAUCAGUAAGGCAUUAUGCCUCAUUAUCAUUUUGAUGGAAAUACUGGAAUCAUCUACGAUUGGAAAUCACUAUAACAGAUUAGUAAAGUAUCUAAAGAAAGAGUCAAAACUGCACCAUGUAGUAUUCCUCUUUGAUAAUGAAAGAAACAACACAGACGAUUCAGUAAGUCUUCUUGUCAAGUCAAUCAAUAGAAACUUUCCAUCUUCAAGUAUCGAAUACAGUAAGAGGAGAAAUAAACAGUUUAGGGUUUAUCUAAAAUCUCUUAGACGUUCAAGAAAGACGGCACUAUUUGUAUUCGUAAAAGAUAGUGUAAAUGUAUCUACUGAAAUGUAUGGAGGAUUUCUUUUACCAAUUAGAGGAUUAUCGCAAUCUCUACCCAUGCCGAAAUGUUUAAUCGUACAUUCUCAUGUGUUACCUGACGUUAAUCUGAACAAAACAUUAUAUUAUCUAUGGAAAAGAGAUUAUUUGGACGUUACGAUUUUGGUCUAUCAUGAAGAAGAGUCCAAGUCACUGAAAGAGAAAAGCGACAAGCAAUCUUUUCUGCAUCGUUUGAAUCCGUUUACAAAAAAGUACACUGCCCUUCAGAUAUCAACUACAAGUCAAUGGUUUCCAAACAAACUUAAGAAUUUACGUGGAUACCCUUUAAAAUUCUUGAUAUCAGACGGAAAUAAAUCGGUGUCAACUAAAUUCAGCACAGGAAAGAAAUUUGCUGAAAUUUUAUCACACCACAUGAAUUUUAGACCUUGCAUUCAUAAAGCUAUUCCACAUCAAAAAGUGUCUACUCAAACACUUUUGAAUAAAAAGAAAGCUGAAAUGUUUUUGAACACAAUUUUGUUUAUUGAACAUUUACAAAUAAAUAUUUUAGAAUUGGGUUAUAUAAUGGAGUCUGAUGCAAGAGCUGUAAUUCCGAGAAUUACAAAAUCUUCGAAAGUAAUUGUUCUUUCACAAGAGUUCCUGUACAUGCUUCUGGGAACUAUUGGUACGAUUUGCGUACUUAAAUUGACUGCGAUUAUGAUGCGAUUCAACAAAAGAACAUGGACAGCAUCGAACAUCAGUCAAAUGAUAAUGGGACUGUCCGUUAUCGAGGAACCAGUUGAACCGACGGAGAGAAUAGUGUUUGGAACUGUAUUACUCGCUUGCCUCGUGUACACAGGCUACUUUUUUUCUGCCAUCUUGGACCUCUCACUGCAAUCCUCACCAGAGAUAGAAACUCUUGCAGAACUCGCUACAUCGUCUUUGACACAUGUAAUCAACAGUCCGACUUUAUAUACUUCAAUGACAUUAAGUUCUAACCUUCUUAUCAGAAAAUUAGCACAAAAUUCUACUGUAGUUCCAGCUAUCAAAUCAAAUUUGGGAUGUCUUCUAUAUUUGAAUGAUUAUCAAAAUGUGUCCUGCAUUAGCGGUGGAGUAAUAGCACACGUUAAUCACAUAAAGGAGUUAAAAGGAGAAUUUAAUGGAAAGAUGUUGUCAGAACCAGUUGCUCAUGUGACCGAAGGAUUUGUUUCAAGAGAUAACUCUCCGUUCACUGAUCGCUUUAGGGAGAUUAUUGUGAAAGCAUCAGAACAUGGUUUUAUUGCAAAACUCUUCAAAACUGUCAAACUAGAGCAUCAGAUUGUGGAGUUACCACAGGAAAUCGAGAAAGAAAAGUUAUUGCUGAUCUCCUUGUACGUACUUUCGAUUGGAUUUUCACUGUCGAUUCUUGCAUUUCUAUUUGAAAUUUUCGCAAGUAUUAUUGGUGAAAGAAUGUUUGCUUUUUUAAGGAGUUUAAUAUAAACCCAGUGGGUACACUUGUUCAAAAGACGUCCUUAAAAAUAUUCUACGUCUUUGCCAUUAGAUUUCUUUAAGACGUCUUCUUGUUUUAAACUUUGAAAGUAGAAAAAUUUCCAUAAAUAGAAAAUAUUAUUUUUCAAGGUCAAUUUGGAUUUGGAAACUACUGAAGAUAAAAGUUAUGGGAAUUUUUCUAAGUUAACGGCUGAGGUGUUUAAGACGCAAUGCUUCAAGGGAAAUUUAUCAGAGUUCCAUUCCAGCUUCGUAGAAUUGUUUUAUUAUUUCUGUAUAAUAUAUAAAAAUAUAAAAUGAAACUCAAAAUAAAUUGAAUAAGUAUUACUGGGUUUCAACUAAGAAAAUAUUGUGAAAGAAAUGUCUAUUUAAAAAGAUCUGAGACUUGGAAAAGACGUCUUUCGGACGUCCUUUUUUGGACCAGACAGAGAAUAUCUUAUUUACAUAUUUUAGUUGUCUUUAUGGUGUCCGUGGGCAAAAAUAGACGUCUUAAACACGCUUUUAAUGCGUCCGUCUAUUAUAUUGUCAACUACUAUUAUUGCAGUCUUAUUUUUAUAUUAAUUUAACAAUACAGGUAAUGUUGCAGUAAUAUUACCACGUAAUACUUUUCUGAAUUGUUAUGUAUCAUGAUACCUAGGUUGUAGAAAAUAAGUUUUUGGUAAUACUGCUUGUGAGAAUCAAAAUAUUUGUAAAAAUUCAGUUUUGAAAUACAGCUAAAAUACCGUAGCUGGAUUAUUUUUAGACACUUUGAACCUAAAUGGUAGUAAUUCACUCAAAAAUGACCAAAGAAAAAAAUUCUACUAUAAGAAUGUUUAUCAAAUUGUAUAUACUAUAUACUAUACAUCAAUCGAUUCGUUUU
Messenger RNA from Leptopilina heterotoma, 4022 nucleotides. RefSeq lists its product as uncharacterized. The transcript has 3 exons. NCBI's taxonomy places the organism in Eukaryota, Metazoa, Arthropoda, Insecta, Hymenoptera, Figitidae. The coding region runs from base 1376 to 3157 and encodes 593 amino acids. The record is from RefSeq and is a predicted model, not a curated record.